This is a messenger RNA of Rhinolophus ferrumequinum (greater horseshoe bat), 3119 nucleotides long. RefSeq names its product ribosomal protein S6 kinase A3 (gene RPS6KA3). NCBI's taxonomy places the organism in Eukaryota, Metazoa, Chordata, Mammalia, Chiroptera, Rhinolophidae. Gene Ontology annotation, molecular function: ATP binding; magnesium ion binding; ribosomal protein S6 kinase activity. The transcript has 25 exons. The coding region runs from base 408 to 2546 and encodes 712 amino acids. The record is from RefSeq and is a predicted model, not a curated record. Gene Ontology annotation, biological process: intracellular signal transduction; protein phosphorylation.
CGGGGGGGAAGAUGCCGCUGGCGCAGCUGGCGGACCCGUGGCAGAAGAUGGCUGUGGAGAGCCCGUCCGACAGCGCGGAGGAUACACCUUUGAACAAUUUAUGAAAAAAGAUACUACCAGGAUGGUGAAAUUUUAUAAGACUUUGCAGAUCUAAGAAUAAUUUCCUGUGACCUUUGUACAUGAAAAACUAGGACAAGGAUUAUAUCUUUAUCCUUGAAAUUUAAAAACAUUUGCCAGGACAUGUCUUGGUGUUGAUGAUCUCUGUUGAACCUUCUCAGUCUCCAGUCUCAGUAUAAUGAGUAUGAUGAAUAUCACUGUACUUAAGUCUUUAUGCACAUCUCUGAUAUUUCCUUAGGAUAAAUGAGGAGCUGAUUCUUAAUCCUGUCACAUUGAAUGGACAGCAAAUUAUGGAUGAACCUAUGGGAGAGGAGGAGAUUAAUCCACAAACUGAAGAAGGCAGUAUCAAAGAAAUUGCAAUCACGCAUCAUGUAAAGGAAGGCCAUGAAAAGGCAGAUCCUUCCCAAUUUGAACUUUUAAAAGUAUUAGGGCAGGGAUCAUUUGGAAAGGUUUUCUUAGUCAAAAAAAUCUCAGGCUCUGAUGCUAGACAGCUUUAUGCCAUGAAAGUAUUGAAGAAGGCCACACUGAAAGUUCGAGACCGUGUUCGGACAAAAAUGGAGCGUGAUAUCUUGGUAGAAGUUAAUCAUCCUUUCAUUGUCAAGUUGCAUUAUGCUUUUCAAACUGAAGGGAAGUUGUAUCUUAUUUUGGAUUUUCUCAGGGGAGGAGAUUUGUUUACACGCUUAUCCAAAGAGGUGAUGUUCACAGAAGAAGAUGUCAAAUUCUACUUGGCUGAGCUUGCGCUUGCUUUAGACCAUCUACAUAGCCUGGGAAUAAUCUAUAGAGACUUAAAACCAGAAAACAUACUUCUUGAUGAAGAAGGUCACAUCAAAUUAACAGAUUUUGGCCUAAGUAAAGAGUCUAUUGACCAUGAAAAGAAGGCAUAUUCUUUUUGUGGAACUGUGGAAUAUAUGGCUCCAGAAGUAGUUAAUCGUCGAGGUCAUACUCAGAGUGCGGACUGGUGGUCUUUUGGUGUGUUAAUGUUUGAGAUGCUCACUGGUACACUACCUUUCCAAGGAAAAGAUCGAAAAGAAACAAUGACUAUGAUCCUUAAAGCCAAACUUGGGAUGCCUCAGUUUUUGAGUCCUGAAGCCCAGAGUCUUUUACGAAUGCUUUUCAAACGAAAUCCUGCAAACAGAUUAGGUGCAGGACCAGAUGGAGUUGAAGAAAUCAAAAGACAUUUAUUUUUCUCAACAAUAGACUGGAAUAAACUAUACAGAAGAGAAAUUCAUCCACCUUUUAAACCUGCAACUGGCAGGCCUGAAGACACAUUCUAUUUUGAUCCUGAGUUUACUGCAAAAACUCCCAAAGAUUCACCUGGCAUUCCACCUAGUGCUAAUGCACAUCAGCUUUUUCGGGGGUUUAGUUUUGUUGCUAUUACCUCAGAUGAUGAAAGCCAAGCUAUGCAGACAGUUGGUGUGCAUUCAAUUGUUCAGCAGUUGCACAGGAACAGUAUUCAGUUCACUGAUGGAUAUGAAGUAAAAGAAGACAUUGGAGUUGGCUCCUACUCCGUUUGCAAGAGAUGUAUACAUAAAGCCACAAACAUGGAGUUUGCAGUGAAGAUUAUUGAUAAAAGCAAGAGAGACCCAACAGAAGAAAUUGAAAUUCUUCUUCGUUACGGACAGCAUCCAAACAUUAUUACUCUAAAGGAUGUAUACGAUGAUGGAAAAUAUGUGUAUGUAGUAACAGAGCUUAUGAAAGGGGGUGAAUUGCUGGAUAAAAUUCUUAGACAGAAAUUUUUUUCUGAACGAGAGGCCAGCGCUGUCCUGUUUACUAUAACCAAAACUGUUGAAUAUCUUCACGCACAAGGGGUGGUUCACAGAGACUUGAAACCUAGCAACAUUCUUUAUGUGGAUGAAUCUGGCAAUCCAGAAUCUAUUCGAAUUUGUGAUUUUGGCUUUGCCAAACAGCUAAGAGCAGAAAACGGUCUCCUCAUGACUCCUUGUUAUACUGCAAAUUUUGUUGCACCAGAGGUUUUAAAACGACAAGGCUAUGAUGCUGCUUGUGAUAUAUGGAGUCUUGGUGUCCUCCUCUAUACAAUGCUUACUGGUUACACUCCAUUUGCAAAUGGCCCUGAUGAUACACCAGAGGAAAUACUGGCACGCAUCGGCAGCGGCAAGUUCUCACUCAGUGGUGGUUACUGGAAUUCUGUUUCAGACACCGCAAAGGACCUGGUGUCAAAGAUGCUCCAUGUGGACCCUCAUCAGAGACUGACUGCUGCCCUUGUGCUCAGACACCCUUGGAUAGUCCACUGGGACCAACUGCCGCAAUACCAACUGAACAGACAGGACGCACCACAUCUGGUCAAGGGUGCCAUGGCAGCUACAUAUUCUGCUCUAAACCGUAAUCAGUCACCAGUUUUGGAACCAGUAGGCCGCUCUACUCUUGCUCAGCGGAGAGGUAUUAAAAAAAUCACCUCCACAGCCCUGUGAAGUGACCUCAGUGAGAUAUUUGGUACCAUGGUGUAAGCUGAUAGCACAAGUUCUGGCGACAGGUAGCACAUAUCUGAGAGACACCUGCAAGCACACACUGUCCCAGCUGGUACCCAUAAUGCUGCUGCUCCUGCUGCUGCUCCCGCUUUCGUCUCUUCUCGCUUUAAAUGAUUGUUAGCAAGUUAGAUUUUCCUGGAGCUUCGAUGAAAUGAAAAUGGAAAAUGACGAAGAUAUAUUCACUGAAUCAAUAAGAAGAAGAAUGAACAGAUGAAUACCACCUAAAAUACACUGAAUAAAGUACUCUACACCAUAUAGCAUUAUUUUUAUAGGAAAUAUUUCAUGUCCCUUAAAUAUUCUUUGUUAGUGAUAGGGAUGGACGGUUUAUGUUAAGCACUUAGCUUAAUCCGUUUAUAUUAGCACUGUAUUCCUUGUGCCAUCCAACAUUUUGUAUGUUUUUGUAAACAGUUCAUAUACAGUACAUUUCUGUACUGCUUUCUUUAAUGUAUACAUGCCUUGUUUAACUUGGAAUCUAUUAUUAUUAAUCAAUUGACUAUUAAAUCUGGUUAAAUAGUU